AUGGCUUUGAUUGCAGUUGAAAUUUUCGAUGUCAUGAGCAUUAAUCGAUCGAUCGCCUACCUAGAAAAUAUCAGUUGUGAUGAAUCAGUAAUGGCAGUCAAAAGGCGUUUAUCUGAAAAGCUUUCACUUCCUAUCAAUCAGAUAGCUUUGCGGUUAGAUGCGAAAGGAAAGAAUUUGAAAGACGACCUAGUUGUGCAGGAUCUUAAUUUACCUUCGAAGGGUGCCCACCUGUAUAUUCGAAUUCUUGGGCCACAAAUUGGGUGGAAGACGGUUUUCCUUCUUGAAUAUUUUGGACCGCUUGUGAUUUAUCCGAUUUUCUAUCUGAGGCCAGCUGAAAUCUAUGGACUAGACGCAUCUCGAUAUCCAGUGUCUUACGGAGUAAAAUUUGCAUUGGUUUGUUGGACACUUCAUUAUGCAAAACGUUUGCUGGAAACCCAGUUUGUUCAUCGAUUCAGUAAUGCAACAAUGCCUUUACGGAAUAUAUUCAAAAACUGCGGUUACUACUGGGCGUUCGCAGCAUUUGUCAGCUAUUUUAUCAAUCAUCCGCUGUAUACCCCACCAUAUUUUGGUUUCGUACAAUUUGCCACGGGCCUGAUUGGUUUCAUCAUUUGUGAAUUCGGUAAUUUUUCAGUUCAUUUGCUUUUGAAAAACUUGCGCCCUUUGGGUACCAAAGUUCGCAAGAUCCCAAUGCCAGAUGCUAAUCCGAUGACAUUGAUGUUCAACGUCGUAAGCUGUCCCAAUUACACUUACGAAGUGGGAUCGUGGUUGUGUUUUUCAUGUAUGACCCAGUCAUUACCAGCACUCAUUUUUGCCUUUGCGGGGUUUUUUCAAAUGGCUAUGUGGGCGAAAGGUAAACACCAUAAUUAUGUGCGCGAAUUUCCAAACUAUCCAAAACAUCGACGAGCAAUUAUCCCCUUCGCUAUGGCAGCUCAGGCAUUGCAAGCAAUUGUGUUAUGUGGUGGAUUGGGUAAUCGGAUGACCAGUUUGACUGAUCAUAUCCCGAAAUGUAUGCUUCCAAUCGCUGGUAUUCCCAUGUUUUGGUAUCCACUCAAUUUUUUGCAAAAAAAUUCGAUAAGAGAGGUCAUCAUGGUUGUGGCCGAAAGGUUGCUGGGUGAAAUCAGGCAGCUUUUAUGUAGCUCCGCCUUGCCACCGUUGAGUGAUUUACAGAUUGAAUUUGUGAAAUUAAGCAGUGCUGCUGAGCACUGGGGUACUGCAGAUGUGCUGAGAUUCAUAGAUGCUCGAAUCAAGAAAGAUUUCAUUGUUGUUAGUGGUGACUUUGUUACUGAUGUGAACCUAGCUCCAAUGCUGUCAUUACAUGCCGCUGAGAAUGCCACUUUAACAUGUUUAUUGUGCGAUCGGGUUAUCACAGGACCAGUUCCCGGACCUAAAAUGAAACUCUCGAAAGGCCGCGAUUUUAUUGUCCUUUCGGAGAAUAAUCAGCUACUGUUCAAUGGUUCAGAAGAAGAUUAUGACGAGACGAUCGCUGUGCAUGUUGAUUUGCUUGAUAAGUGUCGAACUGCUUAUUUCACUGCUAAAUACAACGACUGUCACUUAUAUAUCAUGAAGAAAUGCAUUUCAAACAUUAUCAAGGAGCGCAAGGAAUUUACAUCACUGAAGGCUGAUCUUAUCCCGUACAUUUUGGAAAAACAGAAUGCAAAAGAUGGCCACGAAUUGACUGAACAUCUCGGGAUCGAUCCUCUCGAUGAAAAGGUGCAGAAAUUCAGCUUUGGUACGACUGCUGUAAAAAGUCUCCAAUAUCCUUUGAAAUGUUUUGCCUAUUUACUGCCACCAGAGAAUGGCUUCAUUGUUGGGCAUGUGAACACCAUCGGAGCUUACUUUGAGAUUAAUAAAGCAAUCAUCCGUUUUUUAUCAAGUUUUUCCGAAAAAAUUCCUGUUGGACAAUCAAUAGAUGGCAGUGGUACCGCAUCCGUCUCUGAGUCUUACAUCCAUCCUACUACUCGCAUUUCUUUAAAGAAUGAUGGUGAAGUGCACGCGGCCCGUUCAGAAAGAUCAAUUAUCAAGCGCUCCGUGACCGGUGAGAAAUGUGUCAUUGAGCCAAAAAGCAAAAUUAUCGGUUCUUUGCUCAUGGAUGGAUGUCAAAUUAAUGCGGGGGCACAAAUAACCAAUUCAAUUAUUUGUUCGGGUGCUGAGAUUGGUGAAAAUGCUAGUAUUUCUUCAUCGAUUGUAGUCUGCCAACAGAUAGUUCCCGCAAAUGUCAAAAUGCACAAUGAACUUAUUGUUCCGAAUAGUGAAGUAGAGCUGGAGAAAUGGACUCAAGAACUAUGGUAGAAUAAAUGUCUGAUUCUGAUGCGGACAUUAUGUUAUCUCACCUCUCUGAACUGUAUUGUAUUGUCUAUGAAGUUCAUCAAUAAAUUAUGUUCGUGGUCAAUGGGUGGAACGUCUCACCACGAAUCGUAGUCAUAAAAAACCUCGCAU
Loa loa (African eye worm) is the source of this 2436-nucleotide messenger RNA. RefSeq lists its product as hypothetical. NCBI's taxonomy places the organism in Eukaryota, Metazoa, Nematoda, Chromadorea, Rhabditida, Onchocercidae. The record is from RefSeq and is a predicted model, not a curated record. The transcript has 18 exons. Gene Ontology annotation, biological process: lipid metabolic process; cytoplasmic translational initiation; biosynthetic process. The coding region runs from base 1 to 2289 and encodes 762 amino acids. Gene Ontology annotation, cellular component: guanyl-nucleotide exchange factor complex; eukaryotic translation initiation factor 2B complex. Gene Ontology annotation, molecular function: guanyl-nucleotide exchange factor activity; oxidoreductase activity, acting on the CH-CH group of donors; protein binding.